AUGCUACAGCAACAUGCCGAGUCACUGGACCCUGAUACGGCUCCUAGAAGGAGGUCAAUAUGGAAGAACAUCGACCGCCCCACGAUGGACCGGCAAAUGCGGGCGUUGAAGGACCAUGUUACUGGUCGGCGGUCGUACGAUGAGCCUUCCCCGCGGGACGAAGAUGCUUCCUGUCUGCUGCCUCUCACAGUAGAGAAAAGCCUCGCAGACGAUUUGGCCUUCAUCGCGGCAUGCCAACCUCAAGUCGACUUUGUGUCCGCAGUCGCCGUCGUACAAGAGCAGAAAACGCCAUCACUAUCGUUCACACUUGCCGUAAACGAAGGUAUCUCUGCCGAGGUUUGGAAGACCUUUGACGAAGUGUUUGCAUUGUUGAGAAGGCGCGCGAAGAAGGGCAUCGCUCGAGAGGAUUGCCAGAAGCAGCUGUUUCGUGUCAUUGUGCACCUCAACCGCAAUAGACUCCUCGGCCGCCUGGGAUCCGCGCGGUUUAAAAAGCCAUCGCAUCUGCAGAAGGAUUACGGACCGUUGCCUGCCCGUCUUCGACGACUCUUUGCCACCAGUACACAGAGGUCCUUCGCUCCUCAUCAUCGCACAGACAUCAACAGGUUGGAUGGCCAAAUCAGCGGCCUCGAAGCAGCUUUCCUGCAGUUAGAGGCAGGCGACUCGGCGAAUCUCAUUCCGGAUCUUGAGAAUAUCAUCAUGGAAGCCUUCGCUUUGACAGUGGAUGGAACAAAGCUACCCAGUCGCUUAGAGGCUCUGGGAUGCCCAACCGCGGUCCUGGAUGCAAGAGAUGUUCGAGAGCUCGGCAAGGUCGCAAACUACUGGCGAAUAGCCCGCAAUCUGACACUCUGCUCACACCAGUUCAGUCAUUGCUUUCCGAAUGCUGAAUGGCAUGCUUUACCUACUUACAGCGUCUCUACGGGAUCCAAGCUUGUACCGCGAAAACACGUUCAUGCAGAGAUUCAACAGCUUGUGCAUUUCGAGCUGAGGCAGCCGUUGGCCAUGCCUCGGGUGAUAGGAGUCUCCAAGGAGGCGUGUUUUCUUUGCGACUCAUUCAUCCGAGCCCACGGCCGCUUCUCCAUUUCCGGAGCGCAUCGCCAAAUGUUCCCGAAGUGGACGGUCCCUAACCUAAAGGAAUAUGCACCGCAGACUGUCGAGCGUUUUCGAAAAGCUCUAGUGCAGGUACGAGCUGAAGUACAAGAAGAGUUCGUCAAGCCGCGAAAGAAUGUCGCCUGGCGUCCGUUCCCACAACAAAGUGCGAUCAAUCUCAAAGUCUUCCAACCCAUCACGCCUUCAACCUCCACGCUUGUGAUGCUGUCUGCAAGCGACGUCGGUGGUGGUGCUUGUUCUGGUCAUCCGAACAAGGUUGUGACGGAGCAUGCAGUGUCUCAAGCUGGGCAGAACGGAAGUAUCAAGGAGGCGGUGGCAGCCUCUGGACGGUCCCGGAGGGCUGUGCUGCCAGGUGUGGAGCAGCAAGAGGGCUCCAAAAUAAUCGAGACCCACCCAACAGAAACUUCUCUCGAGGUUGUGUUCGAAGGAGCCGCCUCAGAAUGCACCGAUUGGGUGGAGAUAUUCGCAUGCUUCUCAAGCACGCCAGACGAAGGACUGCCCACUGCUAAUCGGCACCCAUACACUGGUGGUACUUUGACGCUCGCGCCGGACACUGACGACGAGCGAGGACGUCGAGUAUCUCUGGCCGACGUCCCAAUAAACGAGGAGCUCGUGAUUGAGAGGGACAAUGCCGAUGAUGCGCAAGGUUUAUCGUUUACUCUCGUUGGCCUGGGAGGCCGAUGUAUCAGAUUCCAAUGCCAAUGGCAUGUUGCAUCGUACAACCUGUCAGUCAAAAUCGAGCUGGACUGGUCAUAUGCAAUGCCCCUUCGUCCAGCAGUCCCUGCUGACUUGCUCCCAGCAUCGAAGGUUUUGGCCGCAGCUUUUCAUAACGACUACCUCUUUGGCGAAUACAUUCAUCCGCACCGCAACCAGUUCCCCGAAGACGCAUACCUAUAUUACCUUCGCUUCAUGCGGGAAGCCUACUGGACAGAGCCCGGAGAACAUCUCAUCGUCAGCUACAGUCUUGAUCCAUCGACUGGUAACGAGGAGAUCACCGGCCUAGCACACUGGAUCCGGAACUACAGCGACCCUCUCAAAGCAAGUUGGACUUCCCAAGCAAUGGUCAAGAUAGUCGGCACCUACAACACCGUAGAGAACUACAUCUGGCCGAACCGAGCAAUCGACAACGACCACGAGCGAGUCUUACCCGAAGGAUACGCAUUCUACAAGCAUCACUGGACUGGCACAAGAGCGGACAGCUGGACGCUGUCCCUCCUGGGCGUGGGACCACAGUUCAUGAAGCGCGGUUAUGGCCGCGAGCUGGUAGCAUGGGGCUUCGAUCGGUCGCGCGAGGAAGGUGUAUCGGUGUCAGUGGUCAGCGUUCCCGACCAGGAGAGGUUCUAUCGAGCCUGUGGAUUUGACGUGGAGGUAGGGACCUGGAGUGACGAUGGCGGAAAUGCGAACCCAAUGGUAGCAGCGGGCCUUGAACCAGCGCCUAUUCUUUUCUGUGAUCACGGGAGAGGCGCGAUGGGGAUGAAGAUGUAUGGUGAGUAA
Molecule: messenger RNA, 2601 nt
Organism: Saxophila tyrrhenica
Lineage: Eukaryota; Fungi; Ascomycota; Dothideomycetes; Mycosphaerellales; Extremaceae
Exons: 3
Coding region: 1-2601 (866 amino acids)
Source: RefSeq, a predicted model, not a curated record